This is a messenger RNA of Porites evermanni, 984 nucleotides long. NCBI's taxonomy places the organism in Eukaryota, Metazoa, Cnidaria, Anthozoa, Scleractinia, Poritidae. The record is from the annotation of a GenBank genome assembly.
AUGGGUAACUACUCUGCUGGAUUACCCGAAGAGGAAGAAUGCCAUUUCUUGCCUCUAAAACACGUCUAUGGAAUGAUGGCCGUGAAUAUUUUGUCAACAGUUAUUGGCACAAUCGGCAAUGUGUUAGUGAUCGGAACGGUACGCACGAAUUACGCUCUGCAGAUAAUUUCCAACUUUUGGUUGGUGAGCAUGGCCGUCGCUGAUUUAUUCGUAACAGCACUGGGGCAGCCUUUGUUCUCAGUUUUCCUGGGUCUACAAAUCGGAGACGAAUGCAACAUUUUCGUUUCGCAAGCGUUUCGCUUGAUUGCCAACAUGUCAUGUUCGGCUUCGGUACUUCAUUUGUGUCUAAUCAGCAUUGACCGCUGCCUGGUUAUUCUCCGGCCUCACGAUUUCAGAGAGAUUCGGACCAAACAACGGUUCAAGAUAGCGCUAGUGAUCGCAUGGACAUUGCCAAUCGUUUACGGUAUCCUACGCCUGACCGUCAGCAAAACAGCAACGUCUUAUUUCACAGUUAUAGCCGUGGGCCUUUGCUACGUGGCUAUCAUCGUAUGUUACUCGCUGAUUAUUCUCAAAGUCAGAAAACAGGGCUCAGCGACACUAAAACGCUUUCGCAGUCAAAGCGGGAGAGGCGUUGCCUCGGAGCACGUUGUAGAGCGCCGUGUAACGGUCACUAUAGCGAUCGUUGUUGUUAUUUUCACGAUUUGCUGGUUUCCUCUGUUAUACCUGCGCUCCGCAUUCGCUGAAGAAAACUUUGGCGUCGCUUACAACUGGGCAAGAACAUUGGCACUAACUAACUCAUCAAUGAACCCGUGGAUUUAUUGUUUCAGGAUAGCUGAGUUCCGUCAAGCAUACAGAAGACUUAUUCGGUGUCAGUGGAAGCCUGUUUGUACGUGUAAUGGAGGAACAGGAGAACAACGCGAGAUGACCACUGGUACGCACUCUAGCGAUUUGGAGACGAGCCAUCAAGGACCGAAUGCAGUGUAA